This is a messenger RNA of Argentina anserina (silverweed cinquefoil), 1409 nucleotides long. RefSeq lists its product as uncharacterized. Lineage: Eukaryota; Viridiplantae; Streptophyta; Magnoliopsida; Rosales; Rosaceae. The transcript is spliced from 10 exons. Bases 117 to 1265 code for a protein of 382 amino acids. The record is from RefSeq and is a predicted model, not a curated record. Gene Ontology annotation, molecular function: nucleic acid binding.
AUUAUCCAAAGGACCUUUCCUAUUUCGCCAAAGAAACCCCAACCAUAAUCCAAAUGCUGUUGCUCUAUUCCUGACUCUCAUUAUUUCUCCAUCGCCUUUGAAACCAAGGAGGGGAAAUGCCUAUCUACACUGCAACUCUGGCCCUUGGAUCAGUCUCACGUCUCUUGUUCACCACCAUAAGUGAUGCAUCCUCCUCCUCCUCCUCCUCCUCCGGUUCUUGCUCAGUCUCUUCUUGUUUCUUAACCCAUUCCAACUUCCCAAAACAGACCCACAAGUCUUUUGGCAAGAAGACAACUUCCGUGGUUUGCGCUGCGAGCAAGACUGAAGUGCAGGACUCGUCUCCCUCCACGGAGCAGGCUCGGAGGUCUGCUGAUUGGAAGGUAGCAAAAGCUUACAGUGAUAGUGGAUUCAUCUUUGACGGGAUGGUUGAAGGGUAUAAUAGUGGAGGAUUGCUGGUUCGGUUUCAUUCUUUAAUAGGUUUUCUACCAUUUCCACAAUUGAGCCCAUCACACUUUUGCAAAGAACCAGGAAAAGGCGUCCAGGAGAUUGCAAAAGGAUUAGUUGGUUCUCUUAUUUCUGUAAAGGUAAUCCAAGCAGAUGAAGAGAACAAGAAACUGAUAUUCUCAGAAAAGGAAGCUGUUUGGUCCAAAUUUUCUGAAAAAAUUAGUGUUGGUGAUAUUUUUGAAGCUAGAGUAGGUUCUGUGGAGGACUACGGUGCUUUUGUUCAUCUACUAUUUCCUGAUGGUCUUUAUCAUCUGACUGGACUAGUACAUGUCUCGGAGGUUUCAUGGGAUUUAGUUCAGGAUGUAAGAGACAUUUUGUCAGAGGGUGAUACAGUAAGAGUUAAGAUCAUUAAUAUUGAUCGAGAAAAGUCAAGAAUCACAUUGUCAAUUAAACAGUUAGAAGAAGAUCCACUUUUAGAAACAUUGGACAAAGUGAUACCACAGGAUGGCUCUGACGGUCUUGAUUCUUUGAACUCUGACGAUAGCAGUAAUAUAGAACCUCUUCCAGGCCUUGAAGCCAUAAUUGAAGAGCUACUACAUGAAGAUGGAAUAGAUGAUGUCGGAAUCACUCGCCAAGGGUUCGAGAAAAGGGUGGUUUCGCAAGAUCUGCAGCUUUGGCUUUCUAAUUCACCAGCCAUUAACCGGAAGUUUACUCUCCUUGCUCGGGCAGGACGGCAGGUGCAGGAAAUACAACUGACAACAACACUUGAUCAGGAAGGUAUAAAACAAGCACUCCAGCGAGUAUUGGAGCGUGUCCCAUAGAUGAAUAAAAACAAGCACUACACGGUAUUUGUUCACAGUUACAUUGUUUUGGUUGUGACAGAUAUUUCUGUAUAGAAGUUGUUGAGGCACUGCGCUAUAUGCUGUAUAAAACAGGAAUUCUUACUGAAAAAGGUUAUAGGUCAC